Messenger RNA from Poeciliopsis prolifica (blackstripe livebearer), 494 nucleotides. It is a transcript of the gene tmem238a, whose product is annotated as transmembrane protein 238a. The transcript is spliced from 3 exons. NCBI's taxonomy places the organism in Eukaryota, Metazoa, Chordata, Actinopteri, Cyprinodontiformes, Poeciliidae. The record is from RefSeq and is a predicted model, not a curated record. Bases 105 to 440 code for a protein of 111 amino acids.
UGAAGCCAGGAAACACGGAAGUACAGAAACAGAAGAGAAAAGUUCAAACUAAACUCUCUUUCCGAGCCGUUUUCAUCGCCACGAGUCGAAAGAACAACCUCACCAUGGGUCUUUGUGAUGACCUGUCUCACUGCAAGGUGGCGUUGGUGAUCGCUGUGCUGAUGGACCUGCUGGGUGGAGUCUCUCUGCUGAUGGGAGUCUUUGCCUCUUUGAAGUUAAAUGGAGAAGAAUGCGGAGACAUCUUGGUUUAUAGCGGAGUCCUUUUCAUAGUUGCGUCUCUGGCUGGAUGGGUGCUGUGGUACAGUGGGAACAUCCAGGGCCUGCCCCCCAAGGAGGAGCUCACACAUCUCAACUCCACUGUCGACCGACUCGCCCGCCGAGUCAGCAAGAAGAUCUUCUCCCAUCGGAGAAGCAAUUCUUCACAGUCAAGUCGUGUCUGACAGUAUUUUCAGAAAAAGUUACAGAAUCAAAACAAGUGUUAGAUAUAUAUAUAU